Blastomyces dermatitidis ER-3 is the source of this 2064-nucleotide messenger RNA. RefSeq lists its product as uncharacterized. Bases 617 to 1018 code for a protein of 133 amino acids. The record is from RefSeq and is a predicted model, not a curated record. The transcript has a single exon. NCBI's taxonomy places the organism in Eukaryota, Fungi, Ascomycota, Eurotiomycetes, Onygenales, Ajellomycetaceae.
GAGAUAUAUAUGGCAAUUUGCCAGCUUGUGGAGAAGCUCAUUAUUUUUUUAUUAUUUUUUAUUAUUUUUUUUUUUUUAAAUCCAGCAGAUUCUUACACGCCCUAACUUAAACUUAGAGACUAGGAAUUGCCAGAUAAUGGGACGGUAGUAUGUGAAUUGGAGGCGUCCGAAUUCGUACUAUUCGAGCCCAUCGGCUCUUUUCUUUCAUGGACAGAGCGUGACAACCCGCGGCCUAGCAGAUAUUUCCGACCUGAAAUCGACUGCCAAUGUUCCCUUCUCUUCGACAUAUUCUAACUAUAGGUCAUACCAGAAAAGAGAGCUUCCCCGCCAAAGUAUCCGUAUCUUACCUGGUUUUGCCGCGAAUCCCCCUACCGCGAUUCCCGCGAAGCUUCUUUGUGGCUUUACAAACCCGUUGAAUAAAUGAUAUCCGGCCGAUAGAAAAAAAAAAAAAAAAAGAAAAGAAAUACACGUGGGGUAGCCUUAUUAUUUCAUGUUUUGAGAUAACUAGCCGGCUCCUUCGUUGGCGUUUCUUACACCAGUGAAGAUGACCAACUAGAUAACUAAUGCAUAGGAUUCCAUGCAUUCUCUUUACAUAGCCUUGUGUUGGCUUCUAUAGAUGGGAAAAUCCCAUAUGACCUGGGGCUUUCCUGUUCUUCCCCAGCUAACGACUAGGAUGCUUUGCCUUUUUUCUCGCCAACUUGCUUGUUAUGGAAUAAUUGAUGAUGACACGGUCAGAGAUAGUUAUCCGCAGCCGUCAAAUGUGAGAAAGGGAGUGCUAUAUCUACUAACAUCCGUUGACCGAGGAUGCACUGUGUGGAACCUCGAUACGCCGCUACUGGUUCAUUUUUGCUUAAAAUCAAUGGCCAGGGGUGCGGGGAGACCAGCAGAGUUUCCAGAUCCUGACACAAAAGCACUGUUGGGGAAUGCGAAAAUCGCGGGCAUGAACAAAGAUCUUCAACUUCAUGGUAUGCAAUACAAUGUUGCCCUAACGAUUUUCUUUGUUCCAUUCUCGUUGUGAGGUCCCAAGUAAUAUCCUGCUCAUGAUUUUACACCCAUGGGUAUGGAUAUCUGUGAUGCUGUUCUCCUGGGGAAUAGUGAUGUCGUGAAUCUCAAAAGAGCUAGAAGCUAAUAAAUAUGACGAGAACCCAUCAAACUUAGGGCUCAAUCGUUGGUAUCAUGGGCAUUGUUGAAAACUACUAAGGCCUCGUUGUUGCAAGGUUCUUCUUCGGAGUUACAGUGUGUUACAGAGGUAUGCUGAGUUUAAGUUUUGCCUCAGUGUCACCUAUCGCAAUAGCUGCUCUACUCUCUCCACCAACAGAAGUUACUUCAAUCAUCAGACAAAUCACCUGUGGAUUAAGGAACUAUGUGCCAGCUUUAACAGGCUCCAACCGACAUCAUCACAGGCGCGAAAACCAUUCCUAUCGUCUUCGGGAUUGGAUAACCUUAGUGACGUCAUUAGCCAGGGCUUGAGGCGGAGAGGGGUAGCACCAGCCUGUAAGAGAGGAAUCAAUCCUGAUUCCUGACUCACUCGAGCGUAUAUGUCGUAAGUUGGGCAAGCAUGACCUUGAUAUAAAAGACGAUAAACGACCAAGUUAAAUAAUAUUCAUAUAUUGAUAGACAUAACACAACUCUUUUUUAUAUGUAACUAUCAUUUUUUAUUUACCCAUAUUUCUCCCAAAAAUAUCGCCGGAUCAUCUUGUAGUUGUGUAGAUAUAUGUACAGUCGUUGUGGGUGGUGAAGCGUGAAAUGGUAAAAUCAUUAAAAGAAGAAACUCUGAAGGGGGAAGGUGGGAGGACGGGAAAGUCUACAAUGGCAAUGCUGGGGCUAUCAUGCCGCGCCUUUUCAUGCUAUGUGCGAGGGCUCAUUCAUGUUUGAGAUGAUACCGGAUUGACCGCUUGGAAGUCGUCUAGCGAUACAGUGACAGCGCCGGCUUGGACGAGCUAUACCAAUUGAAUUGGCCGUAGUUAGUAAAAUCGAUACACUCGGGCUUCAGGGGAGAUAAAAACCAGAAAUUUGAAUGGAAAUAAUAGGUAGAACAACAAAAAAAAAAAAAUAAAAAAAAAA